GUGCCCCGGCCCGCUGGCUGCCACCAUGGGAAGCGGUGGCAUCAAGGCCUCGAAGAGGCAGGCCACCGCCGAGAAGCCGAGGCACGCCUCGGCAGACCACCGCGGCCGCCUCGGCCCGGUGCUGCUGGCCGCGGCCAGGGAACCCAAGGGCGCGACCACUGCGGAGCUGGGCGCCGCGUUGCGGUGCCUGGCGUCGGCGGCGCCGGCCGAGGCUUCGGCCUGGUUCUCCCAGAGGCUCGAUGUCUCGCCAAAGUCUGGCGCCGCUCUGGCGUCUCUGCUGCACAGGCUCAUCGGAUGCGUCCUCGACCCGAAGGUCGCCGCAGCAGAGGAUGCUGCGGCGCAGGUGGAAGGGCGAUCCGAUGGCGUGGCCGACGUUGGUCGCCUAGUGGACGCCUGCGAGAGCAGCCUGGCGGUUGAAGAUCCAGUUGAGCGAGAUGCCGUGGCGGUUGCGACGGUGGUCUUGGACCGUGUCUUCGCCAAGUCCUCCUGGCAGGGGGAUUGCACUGUUCUGUCCUUUGACCGGCUCGUGCGCAUCUUCCACCGGUCCUUCAUCGCGCACAUGCAGGGCUCCUCGAGAAACCUGCAGCGGUGGCGCGAGAUGAGGGAGGGAGCGGGGCUCCCCGCGAUCGAGGAGCACUGCCGGCUGCUGAGCCCAGCCUCCCGAGGCGCGCUGCUGGCGCUCCGGCUGGUGCCAGAGGACUCGACCCCAGUCCAGGUGGUUCUCUCGCGGGAGAGCGCCCUCACCGACUUCUCGCAGCAGCUGCCCGACCUGGCGCAGCCUUGCGUGCUCCAGCCCUACUUCGAGUCGGCCUCGGGCACCAAGGUGAUCCGCGGCCGCCGCGUGGAGGGCGGCGAGGGCCACGGCCCGCGCAAGGAGUUCUUCGUGGGCGUCUCGGCGGACGCGUGCAGGCGGUGGGGCCCGCCCGUGGCCGCGCCGGCGCCCUCUCCUGCGGCGCCGCCGGAGGCGGCGCCCGUGGCGGGCGCCACCUGCAGUGGCAGCCGGAUGCCGGAGGAGGAAAAUUCGGAG
This is a messenger RNA of Prorocentrum cordatum, 1027 nucleotides long. Lineage: Eukaryota; Dinophyceae; Prorocentrales; Prorocentraceae. The record is from the annotation of a GenBank genome assembly.